Messenger RNA from Symbiodinium necroappetens, 564 nucleotides. NCBI's taxonomy places the organism in Eukaryota, Dinophyceae, Suessiales, Symbiodiniaceae. The record is from the annotation of a GenBank genome assembly.
AUGGCUUCACUCUUGGAGUGUUGCAGACCAGCGCGGCGUCAGCUGCAGGACCCUACUCGUCCUCUGGAGAUGGAGGUGUUUGGGACGAAUGCUACCAAAAUUGUGAUUCGUUCCAUCGCCGCACAAGCCGCCCUCGUUAGUGACCAGAGUACGAGGCUGGCGGGUCGGCUUGUGUUGGCGGUGCGAAGGAGCAACUGUUCUGAGGACGCCGGAGAUCGCCGCGGCCUGGAAUUUCGAGUGCACGCUGUCCAGGGCCUGCCUCCGGCUUGCAAGAGCGAGAUCCGAGUGGCGCGCGAGACCAACGUUGGCAAGCUGGCCGGAGCUAUCGCCCAGAGGAUCCGGGAAGACGGGGUGGCCCUGGUGCGUGGCGCAGGCGCUGUGGCUCUGAAGCACCAGCUUAGUGCCGUCGCUAUCGCGUCCGGCUACCUGGAAGAAAGGGAUGAACUCGGUGGCUAUGAAUUGGUGGCUCUACCACGAUACGAGGACCUGGUGGAUCCUUCCGGCGGACGUGGGCAGAUGUGGACGGAGUUUGCACUGACGGUCUACAGGCUCCCAGUCUCCUAG